CCAUCGGUUACUAAUAACGAUAUUAUAGUAGAAAUUAAUGAUGAUGAUGCCCAAGACUUAUUUGACAAUGAUAUAAGUGAUGAAGAGAAAGAAGAGGAGGAAGAGAAUGAACAGGCUUAUAUGCCAAUUAAUAUUGAUCUUGACGAAUUCGCUACUGAGAAUCUACUUCGUGAAGAGUAUAAUGAAAUGAAAAAUUCUAUAAAUAAAGAGGAAAAAAAUGAUAGAACAGAGGUUAAAUCAACUAUUGUAAAGAAAGCUAAAAUUGAGGAGAUUUCUGACUAUUUAAAGCUUGAAAAAAUUGAUAUUGAUUGUGAUCCUUUCGA
Racocetra fulgida is the source of this 323-nucleotide messenger RNA. The record is from the annotation of a GenBank genome assembly. NCBI's taxonomy places the organism in Eukaryota, Fungi, Glomeromycota, Glomeromycetes, Diversisporales, Gigasporaceae.